Molecule: messenger RNA, 2494 nt
Organism: Trifolium pratense (red clover)
Lineage: Eukaryota; Viridiplantae; Streptophyta; Magnoliopsida; Fabales; Fabaceae
Product: transmembrane E3 ubiquitin-protein ligase FLY2-like
Exons: 15
Coding region: 461-2188 (575 amino acids)
Molecular function (GO): zinc ion binding
Source: RefSeq, a predicted model, not a curated record
GCAUGACUUACAAACAACACAGUUACACCCAACCUCGUCAACUACUGCUCUUUCAAUUCCUAAACCCACAAAAAAAAAAAAAAAAUACCAUUUUUUGUUUUUUCUUCUUCAUCAUCAUCAUAAAAAAGUUUUAAUCUUUUUCAUAAUCACAAUUAUUAUUUUUUAUUAUAACAAGGUUGGUUUCAUUUGGUGGAAGAUAACCUUGCUGUUGAAGCCAAUUUUGUGUUUUUGUUUUUGUUUUCAAGUCGUUGGUCUUUCACUGUCUUUCUAUCUUCAUCAAAUAAACCUCUUCUGACUCGUUGUUGUAACUCACUGAUUCACUCGUUUGACUCCUUUUGAAGCAACCCUUUUGUUUUCUUAAGCUAUUUCCCUUUAUGGGUUUUCAAUUUUAUUGUUGGAUUCACUGCAAUCAGCUACUUGAAUUGGGAAUUUGGUUGUUUACAUAACAUUCUUUUCAAUAAUGGUUUGUUUGGGGUUUGAUAUGGUUGAAGUUGAAGCUCAAAGAUUGGAACUUUGUUUUGUUAAGAAGAAGGAAGUGGGAAGAGUUUUGUUUGGGUGGUUGGUGUUUCUGUUGUUUCUUAGUCCUGUGGUUGGUCUUAGACCCUUAAGGGAUAAAACUGGUUCAUGGGGUGAUGAGUGGAUAUUUUCGGGAAAAGACGAAAGCGACAUAGGUCCAUUUUCGCAAUGGAAUAUAACUGGAACUUACAGAGGGACUUGGAAAUUUCUAGAUACCGCAAAUGGCUCUUAUAGAUUUCCAGAUAUCAGAAAAAUAAAUGGAAAUUCUGUAAUUGAAUUAGUUAGUACGCCCACAAAGAUAACUGGUGUUCAUUAUGUUCAGGGGGUAGUUAUAUUCCAUGAUGUGUUUGACAACGAAUACAAUGUUGGCGGCGCUCAAAUCAAAAUAGAAGGUGUAUAUAUAUGGCCUUUCAGACAACUUCGAAUGGUAGCCAACAGUGGAAAAGAGGGAGGGUUGAAUCAAGAUGGAGAUUAUAUUUUAUCCAAUCCGUAUCAUCUGCUUGGAGUUUUCUCAUCUCAAGUAUUCCAAGAAUCUUCGCGACAUACUAUGUGGAAAAGAAAGCAUUCUCCAUUACAUGGCAUGGAGAAAAAUUGUAAUGUUGAAAUUUCAGCUCGGGUUUCACGCUUGUCAUCUUCAAAACAUGAAGGGGAGCAUGAUUCUUUUCAGCUGGAAGGAUUAAUGGAAAGCCCAUCCGUGGAUGACGAUGGAGAUUGCAUCUCGCCAUUACAGUUAAAUGCGACAUCUAUUAAUAUUGGAGUCUACUAUAAUAAAGCAGUGAACUAUACCUUGAUGGUUACUUUUGUCUCAUUUUUACAAGUUCUUCUAUUGAUUCGGCAAAUGGAGCAUAGCAACACCCAAUCUGGGGCUGCUAAGGUUUCAAUAAUAAUGAUCGGUCAGCAAGCUAUAGUGGAUGCUUAUCUUUGCCUUGUACAUCUGACUGCGGGAAUACUAGUCGAGUCAUUGUUCAAUGCCUUUGCAACUGCUGCAUUCUUCAAGUUUGUAGUUUUCUCAAUAUUUGAGAUGAGAUAUCUCCUUGCCAUUUGGAAGGCAAGCCGUCCUUUGAGUAACGGUGAAGGUUGGGAGAUAAUGAGGCGAGAGCUUUCGGUUUUAUACAGCCGUUUCUAUGGGAUCCUGUUGGGGGGCAUUCUAUUCAUGUACGAGUUCCAUAAUUAUUUGAGACCUAUUCUGCUUCUUGUAUACUCCUUCUGGAUACCUCAGAUAAUCACCAACAUUGUUCGUGAUUCACGCAAACCACUACAUCCUCAUUAUAUAUUAGGCAUAACCGUUACUCGGCUAGCAAUCCCGUUAUACGUUUUUGGUUGUCCUAACAACUUCUUACGCAUAGAACCAGAUCAAAGCUGGUGUGUUUGUUUGAUUUUAUUUACUGGAUUUCAAGCCGCAAUUCUCCUUCUUCAGCAUUAUCUCGGCUCCCGUUGGUUCAUUCCUCAUCAGAUUCUACCUGAGAAAUACAGCUAUUAUAGGAGGUCUUCUCAGGAUACAAAUCAUGCUACAGACUGUGUUAUUUGCAUGACAGCCAUUGAUCUCACCCCACGAUCAAAUGAUUGCAUGGUGACGCCUUGUGAUCAUUUUUUCCACACCGGCUGUUUACAAAGAUGGAUGGAUAUAAAGAUGGAGUGCCCGACAUGCCGGCGCCCGCUCCCUCCUGCAUGAAUAGAUUUUCGAAAUGUUCAUAUCAAUAGGAUCAACUGACACCGCCCAACGCGAUUAUAAUUUCGGUUGGCGUAGAAUCCAUAUUCGGUAUAAUUGAGGUUCAGUACAAGGCUGAAAUACAACAGUUCUGAUAAUUGUAUCAUGCAACAUUUGUUUAUAGAUGAUUAAUAACUGGUAGUGGUUGUCUCAAUGAUUAAUAAUGCUGUAUAGGGAAUUCCAUAAGAUAAUCUUUUGAAUUCCACCCUUGGCUUUCACUGCAUCUCAUUAUUUGCCAUAUAUAAAUAUAUAUACCCUUUUGACCUGCAA